Morone saxatilis (striped sea-bass) is the source of this 1652-nucleotide messenger RNA. It is a transcript of the gene faxdc2, whose product is annotated as fatty acid hydroxylase domain containing 2. Lineage: Eukaryota; Metazoa; Chordata; Actinopteri; Moronidae. The transcript is spliced from 9 exons. Gene Ontology annotation, biological process: sterol biosynthetic process. Bases 14 to 1093 code for a protein of 359 amino acids. The record is from RefSeq and is a predicted model, not a curated record. Gene Ontology annotation, molecular function: iron ion binding; C-4 methylsterol oxidase activity.
UUGGUUUGAGUGCAUGUUGAAAGGCUGCAGGAGCAACACAGGCGAGAAACCCACAGGAGACAUGACGGUGGAGACGAGAGUCAGAGGCACGAGGGGUGCUGCCACAACAAGCGGCAGCAACAGUAGCAGACAGGAGGGCCCUGGAGGACUGUGGGACUCUGUGAAGAAAGCUGCGUUUGUCAUCGGAUCUGGAAUCUUAUUCUUGGCUGCAUUUGGCAACUCGCUGACAUGGCACCUGCAGAGAUUCUGGGGAGCUUCAGGAGAUUUCUGGCAGAACUUGUGGACCAAGCUGUACUUGAAUUUUGAGGGUCAUGAAGCUGCUUUGUUCUACUUCGGGACAAUGUUUUUCCCCACUCUGUCGUUCUGGGCGUCGAAUGCUCUGCUGCUGUUGGUGGACACCACUGGUAAACCCUCCUUUAUCACUCGCUACCGCAUCCAGGUGGACAGGAAUAACCCGGUGGAUCCAGCUAAGAUUCGCCAUGCAGUGAAGUAUGUCAUCUUCAACCAGGUGUUCAUCUCUGGGCCCAUGGUGGUGGUAGCUUACCAACUGAUGAGCUUGAGAGGGAACCCCUGCGGCCCCGAGCUGCCCACCUUCCACUGGGCCCUGAUGGAGCUCGCUUUCUUUGCCCUUGUGGAGGAAGUUAUGUUUUACUAUUCACACAGGCUGUUCCAUCAUCCCAGCCUCUACAAGCACUUCCACAAACAGCACCAUGAGUGGACCGCUCCCAUCGGAGUCGUCUCCAUCUACGCUCAUCCUCUGGAGCAUAUGCUCUCCAACAUGCUGCCGGUGGCGGUCGGACCGGUGCUCCUGGGCUCCCACCUGACCACCACCACCCUGUGGUACUGCCUGGCUCUGGUCAGCACCACCAUCUCCCACUGUGGAUACCACCUCCCCUUCCUGCCGUCCCCCGAGUUCCAUGACUUUCAUCACCUCAAGUUCAACCAGUGUUUCGGGGUCUUCGGUGUGUUGGAUCGGCUCCACGGCACUGACACCAAAUUCAGGCAGACCAAGCAGUACGAGCGCCACACCCUGCUCACCAGUCUCACCCCUCUGAACGAGAGCAUACCCGACGAGCCCAAGAAAGGCCAUUGAUGACCCCUGACCCCUGACCUUCAAUCUCAGGCCCUGGCCUCGCCAAGUUUGGGAUUGGUUCCUGAUCAAUCUUAAAUGACUAUCAGAUUUUGAUUAUUUUAAUCCAGAAAAUCCGUUGAUCAGUUUCAGACAGUGACCAUCUUUUAUUUUUCCAGGUAGAAAUGUUGUUGCACUUUAUCCGACAUGCACAUUUCAUUAAGUUUGGCCUCUAUGUUUACUGUCGCCGUGGAGACGCCUGUCACUGUGAUUAUUUUUAACUUUUUUCCCCCCCAUGAUAUCAACUUCAUGUGACCUAGAAAGGCUGCUAUUGUAGUUAAUAAUGUGGUUUAUGGAUGGUAAUGUACGGAGCUGUCAGUAGUUUGGGGUUAUUGUCUGGUAAUAUCUUAGGAAAGUUUAUGCCAGGUGCGUGAUUUUAAAAUACAAAAUAUUCACUGUAAGUCAAAUUUAUGGGAUGGAAUCUUCUUACACAACUAGCUUGGGUAUCAGAGGUAUUCCUGCUAAGGUAGAUUUAAGAAUAUGGUGAUUGAUGAGGGUGAAAAUAAAUAAUUUCUAAGCAUGA